GCAGGCGCGGCGGCGGCUCGGCAGUAAUGGCGGCGCUGGUGCGUGAUCCCUUGGCUGCGCGGGUGCGGCUAUGGCCGCUGCCCCCACCCGGCGGAGACUGCUCGGUGCGCGGCCUCCUCCGCCACCGCGCCCGGGAGCUGAACAUUCCUGAAGAAAGCUUGUAUGUGAAAUGUAACGGACGACUGGCAAGUGAUGAGGAUGUAUUGCAAAAUGGAGCCGUUUAUAGUCUGGAACCAAGGCUUUGUGGUGGCAAAGGAGGGUUUGGGUCUAUGCUGCGAGCACUUGGUGCUCAGAUUGAGAAGACAACAAACAGAGAGGCUUGCAGAGAUCUCAGUGGAAGGAGACUUAGAGAUGUCAACCAUGAGAAAGCGAUGGCUGAAUGGGUGAAGCAGCAAGCAGAACGGGAAGCAGAGAAAGAGCAGAGGCGCUUGGAAAGGUUGCAGCGGAAACUUGCGGAGCCAAAGCACUUUUUCACUAACCCAGACUACCAGCAGCAGUGUCAUGAGAUGGCUGAGAGACUGGAAGAUUCAGUCCUUAAAGGAUUGCAGGCUUCUUCAAGCAAAAUGGUGUCACCAGAGAGCAGCAGUAUUCGGAAGCGUCCAGGUGAAUCUGCAAAGAAUGGAACCAAACCUCGAAAAAGAAAGUGUUUUUGGCUGGGGUUGGAAGGACUGGAUGACUCUGACAGUUUGGACUCUGAGGAUGACAGUGAAGAUGAUUCUCCUCAUGCAUCUGAUGGAAGUUGUCCAUCAGGCAGCAGAUGUAAUGAAAAUGCUGGAAAUUCAAGUGCAUGUUCAAGCAGCUCUGUGGAGCCAGCAGAGGAUAGUCCAGCUACCAGUGCAACUGAGAAGCCUCUGGAGCAGCCAGAAUGUAGUGGAAGAGAUCUGCAAGGAGAGACAAGCAAAAGUGGGCAACCUGAAAUUCCAGCUGAAGGAAAUAGUACAAUGACUAAGCCCCUGAAGGAAGAGGCCCAAGAAAAGAAUGAAGUAGCCCAAGCUCCAAAAGAAGAGGAGCAAGAAAGCGUUUCUGCGAAGGCACAGGAAACAAACCAGUUACAGAGCACAGAGAUGGAACCGAUAGACCUGAUGGUGUUCAACUCUGCUGCUGAAAUGGAAGCCCUGGGUUUAGACAAACUGAAGAUGGGAUUGAUGGCUUUAGGACUGAAAUGUGGAGGCACUUUAAAGGAAAGAGCAGCAAGGCUGUUUUCAGUACGAGGUCUGUCUAGAGACCAGAUCGAUCCUGCCUUAUUUGCAAAGCCUUCCAAAGGAAAAAAAAAGUGAUUUUUUUUUUCCUAAUUGUCUAUCCAUGUGCUUUUUGAUUUUUCUUAUUCUAUUGAUAUUCUGUAUGGCCACAUCUAAUUCUUUGGCAUCCCUGGAUAGUUUUGGUUUCUAUUCUCAGUGAAGUUUGAGUAAUGUAACAGUGAGUCGCUAGAUAGGGAGUUAGUCAUGCAUUCAAUAUGUUCAGUAUUAAGGGAGUGAAACCUCUGUCUUCUGAUCAGCUUUGCAAAUGGUUGUAACAAGUCUUAAUGCAACAGGUAAAACAAACUCUCUGUGUAUGGACAGAAAUAGCCUUAAUGUUUUCUGGAAAAUGGUUUUAUGACACUGUCAUCACCUAUUUUAAGAAAAAUAGCAAUCCUGUUUUAGCUUUAUAUUGAAUUACCUUUAAUGCGAAUUGCAGUUAGCACAGAUACAACUGUCAAAUGAGAAAUAUUGAACUUAUGACCUAGGUUUAAAAGCUUGACAUUUCUUUGAAUAAACCCAACAUUUUUAUGUGGAUAAGGUCAGUAUAAAUAAUUGUGCUUUUCUGUGGGAUGUCAGGCAUGAUGUAAAUUCUUAAUAUGAGUAAAUAUUUCUUUUAGAAGAAGUUAA
Molecule: messenger RNA, 1865 nt
Organism: Melopsittacus undulatus (budgerigar)
Lineage: Eukaryota; Metazoa; Chordata; Aves; Psittaciformes; Psittaculidae
Gene: SDE2
Product: SDE2 telomere maintenance homolog
Exons: 7
Coding region: 27-1277 (416 amino acids)
Cellular component (GO): nucleus
Source: RefSeq, a predicted model, not a curated record